Molecule: messenger RNA, 797 nt
Organism: Zingiber officinale
Lineage: Eukaryota; Viridiplantae; Streptophyta; Magnoliopsida; Zingiberales; Zingiberaceae
Product: 54S ribosomal protein L19, mitochondrial-like
Exons: 1
Coding region: 129-593 (154 amino acids)
Biological process (GO): translation
Cellular component (GO): large ribosomal subunit; ribosome
Molecular function (GO): large ribosomal subunit rRNA binding; structural constituent of ribosome
Source: RefSeq, a predicted model, not a curated record
CCAUGUCGGGACAAAAUUGAGGCGGACCUUGUUGUUGCCUUGGGCACUGGAUUAGGGUUUACAGUGUUUCGUCCGACCAAGCCGCCGGAACGGAUCUCUCUCUCUAGCCCUCUUCUCCCUCGGCCCUAAUGGCGACGCUCAAGGACGUGGCUGCCCGUCGCCCGAUCGCCGCUACCAUCCGCCUCAUCGUGCCCGCCGGCGGCGCUCGCCCUGCACCGCCCGUCGGCCCUGCUCUGGGACAGUACCGACUCAACCUGAUGGCCUUCUGCAAAGACUUCAACGCGCGCACCCAGAAGUACAGUCCCGACACCCCCAUGGCCGUCACCAUUACCGCCUACAAGGACAACACCUUCGAGUUCAUCGUCAAAUCCCCCUCGGUUAGCUGGUUCCUCAAGAAAGCUGCCGGCCUCGAGUUGGGUAGCGAGCGUCCCGGUCACGUGGUCGCGUCCUCCCUCACCCUCCGCCACGUCUACGAGAUCGCCAAGAUCAAGCAAACAGACGUCUCUUGCAAGCAUCUCUCCAUCGAGGCCAUCUGCAAGUCCAUCAUAGGCACCGCGCGUUCAAUGGGCAUCGAGAUCGUUAAAGAUCUCUGAUUCACAGUGCCACAGCCAUGGUUCGCCUCUCUUUCUUGUGCGUUUUCGAUCAAGGUUCCAGCUGUUGAGAAUUCACCGAAAAGUAGUUACCGUAUUUACAAAAGUUUACUUUCUUGCUUAAUUCAGUUAAAUCUCAUUCUUCUUACUAUUGGACGUGACAAUCUGGCUUCAAAUUCUCUAGUUCAUAUGGUUUUUCAUGUGCAU